UUUGCCUCAUGUGCAAUAUCAGUUCACAAACAAAAUGGCCAGCUUAUUUUCCAGAAUCUUUUAUUGUUCCCGAUGACAUAUGAAACAGAAAGAACAGAGCUGGGUUUCCAAUACCAGGGGGAAACUGCAGUGCUAGCAGUGAGGGAGGGAGAUGUGGUUUGAUUUGUUUCUUGAAGGGAGAAAAUUUGACAUAAAAGGGGAAGGUUGCUCAAGCGUGACACCAGAUGCUACUUCCUCUUAAACUUUUCCCCACCCCCCCAGGGACUACAACAAUGAAAUAUGGACAUGAGAGUUUUAUUCAGUUCAAGGGCUCUGGUCAAAGGUAAACUUCUUGUCAACUCUCGGUGUCUGUAAGAGGAGUUGUCUGUGGCUGCUGAUCUUCUCUAAAUCCUUCAUUUUUUUCCCCUGAAACCCCAGAGCCCUCUAGUGGCCAAUAUUAAAGUAUUCAUAAGGAUUUUCUGUCAAAGGGUCUGCGCUUUUUUAAGUCAAUGGCAAAUGUCUGAUGGACUUCAGCCGGAGAACAAUAGGACCCAAAGCCAGGACCACCUACCCUGUCCAAUUUCCCUUAGUAAUCCUCUACUGCAUUCUUUCCACCUUACAAGGACCUCGUGUCUAAUGUUCAUCUUUACUGUUUUCCUAUAACUCAUUUCAAAUUAAGAGAUAAGGAUCACCACUACGUUCAACCUUUAUUUUUAAGGAGAGAAAUAUUUUUAGUCAUUUAAUAUUAAUCUGUGGUUUUAACAUCUUUACCUUUCAUUAUAGAAAAAUAAUUCUGAGACCUUUUUGAGUUGUAUUGCUUGCUCACAAAAAAAAAGGAAGAGGGUAAGAAAGAUCAAAUAAUUUUAGAUUAAUUCUGUAGCUAAGCAAAAUGUAACCACAUCCCUCCAAGGAAUCCACGCCUUAUGGACACAUUUGCUAAUGAUAGGUUGUUUUUGUUAAUAAUCCAAAAAAAUUGCAAAGCUUUUCAUUAUACUGUAUUGUCUAAACCCAUGAGAAUUUAAGGACUCUGGUAGAUUGAAAAGUCUACGGUGGGUGUAAAAUAUCAUGUAAGCAAAAGAACACUGGAAAUAAAUAUUGUACCCCAUUAUGAACAGAAUUAGUUACAUAAGAGAACAAAUAAUAGAGCUGUACAUCAGUUUGUGGCACAGACAAGUUGAAUGAUAAACAAGCUCUGUGCUUGUUUAAACUAAAUGCAAACUUGCAACUGCACUACAGAUUUUAAAAAGUUUUGGUGCACAUAGGAGGGGCAGCUUACCAGUUUCAUUAGACCAAGAUACAUAUAAAUUCUGUGUAGAGAAAGGAAGUGUGGGUUGGUUUCCACUUCCCAUGACAUGUUCUACUUUAUGAUAAAUAGAAAAGAUCGGUGCGUUUUAAAACGUGGGGGAUAAAAGUGAAGGGCUUUUUAGAGUGGGGAGGGGCUGCAUUUCACAUGAUCUUUUUCUUCUGAAUCUCAGAUACUCUUUAAAUGCAGCUAAUUCCAACAUAUGAAAUUCCAGCGCUGGGGAAAAGAAAGUCCGGGCGGGGAUUCUCCAGGAAGGUGAGCGGAGAGAGCGCUUGGGGAGAGAAACGCGUGCCGCGGGGGACUGAGUGUUCACGCUCUCGGGGGCCCCGCAGAACUCAGCGGCCGCUGAUGCGAAGCUGGCUGGGAGGCAGGUGGAGAGAGCGGUCCCUGACCACAGCCAGAAUUGGCCCCUGGAAGGACCUCGGAGAGCUCCAGCCGCUGCGCACGCACCUCAGCCCGCUCAAGCGGGGGCAGAAGGUGAAUAUAAGCCGGGCGAGCCGACGGGAGGAGGCAGUGAGGGUUGGGAGCCGCGGGGAGGACAGACGCUCCUAGAGAGGCAGCAGCAGCGGAGCCCAGGUGGGCGCCUCCAGGACUGGGACCGUCCCUGCACCAGCGAGAGGCGGCUCCUUGUCCCACCGCAGCCCAGCGGUGCUGGAGUCUCCCUGCCGGCUGGGGCAGCGCCGCCCGCUCCCUGGGGGUCUGGGCUCGUUCUGCUCGGCCUGAUGUGCCCCACGGCGGGCAGGGGAAGGGGCGCCCCGCCUGACAGCGCCUCCCUGCGGGAGCUGCCUGCGCUGGGCACCUGAAGCGGCAGCCGCCGCGCUGGCCGUCGCGGCUGUCUGAGCUGCUGCCUCCCGGGCUGGACUACGUGCCGAGCAUGUGCUUUGCAGGCGAGGGGGACCCGUGCCAGCCACCGGCGCGUAGCUCCUGAUCGCAGCCUCUGGCUGGGCGGAGAGAGACCCGCUCCCUCCAGCCUCCCCUGGCCAUGGGAUGGAUGCCCCGUGCGAGCCCAGUUACUGCUCGCUCGCCGUCAGCAUGAAGGAAGCCGGGGAGGGAGCGUCCCUGGCCGGGCAGUUCGGCAACGGGACCAACGAGUCCCUGCAGGAGCUCUUCAGGAGCAUCAACCUGGAGCGAGCCGACGGGCUGCAGGGGGACAGCUCCGCCGUCCUGCGCAUCGUCAUCUCCAGCGUCUACUCGGUGGUGUGCGCCCUGGGGCUGGUGGGCAACCUGCUGGUGCUCUACCUGAUGAAGAGCAAGCAGGGCUGGAAGAAAUCCUCCAUUAACCUCUUCGUGACCAGCCUGGCGCUCACCGACUUCCAGUUCGUGCUGACGCUGCCCUUCUGGGCGGUGGAGAACGCCCUGGACUUCACCUGGCUCUUCGGCAAGGCCAUGUGCAAGAUCGUCUCCUACGUGACGGCCAUGAACAUGUACGCCAGCGUCUUCUUCCUCACCGCCAUGAGCGUGGCCCGCUACCACUCCGUGGCCUCGGCGCUGAGCAGCCGACGGGGCAGCGCCGGGUGCUGCUCGGCCAAGUGGCUCUGCCUGCUCAUCUGGGGCGCGGCCAUGCUGGCCUCCCUGCCCCACGCCAUCUUCUCCACCACCGCCACCGUCUUCAACGAGGAGCUCUGCCUGGUCAAGUUCCCCGAGGGCCGGGGCAACAACGCCCAGUUCUGGCUGGGCCUCUACCAGGCUCAGAAGGUGCUGCUGGGCUUCGUGGUGCCGCUGGCGGUCAUCAGCCUCUGCUACCUGCUGCUGCUGCGCUUCCUGGGCGAGCGCCACGUGGGCCGGGCCUGCGGCGGGCCCAAGCGGCGGGCCAAGGUGACCCGCUCGGUGACGGUGGUGGUGCUCUCCUUCUUCCUCUGCUGGCUGCCCAACCAGGCGCUCACCGCCUGGGGCAUCCUGGUCAAGCUCAACGUGGUGCACUUCAGCCCGCAGUACUUCCUCUCGCAGGCCUACCUCUUCCCCGUCAGCGUGUGCCUGGCGCACUGCAACAGCUGCCUCAACCCGCUGCUCUACUGCCUGCUGCGCCGCGAGUUCCGCGCCGCCCUGCGCCGGCUGCUCUGGCGCCUGGCCUCCCCCUCGCUCACCGCCACGCGCCCCUUCACCGCCACCACCAAGCCCGAGCCCGAGGAGCAGGCGCUGCGCGCCCUGGUGCCCGCCAGCCCGCUGCCCCCCGCCGCCGCUCCCCAGCCCGAGCUCCUCUACUACCCGCCCGGCGUGGUGGUGUGCAGCGGCCGCUGGGACGUGCUGCCCAGCAGCUCCGCCGAGCAGCGCUGCUGA
Molecule: messenger RNA, 3559 nt
Organism: Malaclemys terrapin pileata
Lineage: Eukaryota; Metazoa; Chordata; Testudines; Emydidae
Gene: RXFP3
Product: relaxin family peptide receptor 3
Biological process (GO): G protein-coupled receptor signaling pathway; immune response
Cellular component (GO): membrane
Molecular function (GO): G protein-coupled receptor activity
Source: RefSeq, a predicted model, not a curated record